Molecule: messenger RNA, 2241 nt
Organism: Didymodactylos carnosus
Lineage: Eukaryota; Metazoa; Rotifera; Eurotatoria; Philodinida; Philodinidae
Source: the annotation of a GenBank genome assembly
AUGUCGAACGAAGAAAAGAUACCUUCCGCAUUUAUUAAUCAAGUACGUGAAAUGGGUUACCGUUCGUCGACUGUUGAUCACGCUUAUGAUGCAACCCAUUCCACCGAUCCACAAAAAUUACUCGAUUGGAUAUUAUCACAUGAAAACGAGUUAAAAGACAUAAACGAUGAUCAAAUUGAUUUAGCUCAGUUGGUUAUUGAUGAAGUAGUGGAACUCGGUUUUCCACGAGCAUCUGCUAAAACAGCACAAGACCAAACGAAUUCAAAUGACACCCAAACAUUAGUCGAUUGGAUCCUAAAUCACGAUCAAGACGAACAGUAUCCGUUACCAACAACAACAACAACAACAGCUGACAAGCGACAACAACAAGACCUCGACACAACAUCUAAAAAUAAGGGUGAAUCAAAAUUACUGCACGAUUUAUUGAAAUUGGGAUUUAACACUGACGAUAUUCAGAAAUGUUUCAAUGCUUUAUAUGAAAAUGAGAACAAGAAAAGCUGGAUAUUCAGUCGGAAGAAUGACUUAACAGUAUCACAAUGUAUCGAUUGGUUAAUUGAUUCUAGUCGACAAAAAGCUGAAUUGAAAGCAAAAGAAAUUGAUCAGUCGAAAAAACAGCUUCGAAUACCAUCACCAAUAAAAUUGAAUGGUAUUGGUGGAAAGGCCAGUGAUGCGUCUUUACCAGCGUCAAAUAGUAAACUAAAAGAAAUCCAUCUUGCUAGUCGUCAUAGAAAUAAUGAUGACAACCAACAAGAGUCACCGAAAUUGACACAUGAAGAAGCACGGAUGUUUAGCAUUUGUGAUAAUCUCAAAAAACAAACAUGGACACUGGAUAAUGUUGAUCAAUUGAAUCUUAUACAGAAACAUAUACAAAUCGUCUCGAAAAUUAUUGAUGAAGAUCAUAAUAAAGUUCAACGUUAUAACGAUGAAGACGACGGUACUAGCGAUAAGGAAACGUCCGUAUAUGAUCCAAUGCAACAACGACGAUCAACAACAACAAAGCCUAAAACAAAUGCGGCAAAUUCAGGAAUUGUCACUUUGGCCGAUUUGCGAGCACGAGAUUAUGGAUAUGAACAACAACAAAAAAAAUUGGAUUUACCACCAAAAUUGAUUUAUGAGUCGGGUGCUGUACACGAAAUUAAUUGGGAACCAAGUAUCAAAACUGAUUUUGAUAGGAUUGCCAUUCAAUUUGAGUCAAUUCAAAAUGAAAGCUACCAAAAUCUAACUCGUCGCUUAUUAAAUGAAUGUAAUAUCGGUAACGAUAAUAAUCUUGCUAAAGUUCGAGCAAUAUUCGUUUGGAUAACAAGUCACAUACGAUAUGAUAUUCGAACCAGCGACCGCGAUAAUUCAAAAGAUAAAAAUGAUCAAGAUAUGGAUGAACUAUGUGCAAUGAUCCUUCAAACUUCAACAUGUGUUUGUGUCGGUUACGCUGUUCUACUGAAACGCAUGUGUCACAGUGUAAAUAUCCAAGUCGAUUAUGUGGUAGGUUAUACGAAAUUAACUAAAGCGUAUGUGCAUGAUUUAAAAACAGUUGAUGAAAUCAAUAAAUUUGCUAGACAUGCAUGGAAUAUUAUCCAUCUGAAUGGUCAAACAUAUUUUACCGAUCCAACAUGGUCAGCUGCACAUUGGUCAGGACCACCGUAUCCUAAGCUCAAAUCAUCAUUUACGAAUACAUAUUUCUUAGUUUUACCAAGAUAUUCAAUAUAUCAAUUUUUUCCAGAAAAUACUCAACAUCAACAAUUAGAUCGACCAUGGUCAAUAGUCGAUUUUACCAACGAGCCAUGUUUCUAUCCACAUUAUUUUAGUUCCCAAUUCACAUUGGAAAACGAUAAACGUGAUUGGUUUUUUUAUCGUUUACCCGUUGAUCCACAACAACGAACAAAAACAUUUUGUAUAACAACAAGAAAAUGUAACCGAAAUAGUAGAUAUCACUUGGCGAUAUUUGGAACAAUGUAUUGGGCUCGCGAUUUGAAACAAUUUACAUCUGAAUAUAUUGAUCGUUUAGAUAAUACGAAUCAUUCAUAUCGUUUACCAUCCGCCAAUUUUCAAGAAAUCAAUUUAAAUUUAGCUGAUCCACAUUUGUCGAAUAAACGAUCGUUGUUCGUAGCUGAAUUAUCAGAUAUUCCAAUUUAUCCAUCACAACUCGAUGUCACUCAAAUUCAAUUUGGGUUGUUAAGGAUUUAUGCAACCGAUCAAUUGACUGGACGUGGUGAAACAAUAUUCGAAUGUAUCUUUGAAUUUUAG